UAUGUUUUGUUUUCAUUGUAAGUUCCACUAAAAGUGUAAAUUUUAUAAAAAAAUUAUUUCAGAGAAGGUGUAAUUUUCAGAAAAUCUGUCGAUCUUGGUCUCCGGCUCUGUCGAUCUUGAUCUUGGUCUGUCGAUCUAUUGAUCUGUCGUCUCUUCUCUGUCGAUCUCCGCCUCUCUUUCUCUCUCUGUCGAUCUCCGUCUCUUCUCUGUCGAUCUCCGUCUCUCUCUCUCUCUGUCGAUCUCCGUCGAUCUCGGUCUGUCUCUCUCUGCCGAUCGCCCUCCCAAAUGCUUCGUCUCUCUCCGGAAUUCUAGAGAGAGAAACACCAAGCCCUCCCAAACGCCUUUUCUCUCACACAUUGCCAUUAUUUGAACAACACAAAUACAGUUUGAUUCGAUUGUAGGAGGUCUUCGCAAUUUUCGUUCCUCUCUCUCUACCCGAAAACAUCAACAGAUCUGGACUUGGGUAACUUCUUGGCUCCAAUUCGAUCAGAAUGUUUUUGAGUUUUAUGGCCUUGAUAUCCUUGUAUGCUUCUAUUUACAAAGUGUCAUAUACGCUCAUGCUUAAACACUCUUCAGUUUCUCCACAAGAAGAAGGAAACCCUCAAUUUGGUAUGAUAUUCAGUUGAUAAUGCUCUAGCAUACUUUUUGUUAGUUAAUAGUGGUUGAACAUAUAUUGCUAUGUUAUAUUCAAUUAAGGGUUUAACUAAAAUAAGAUUUUUUGGAAAAUUCAUGUCUAAUUAAAAUCUUUUGUCGGACUGUCUGGCUAAGGCAACUAAUUAAUUUUGUUGUCUGUACUUUAAAUCUGGCAUGCAUAUAAGCCUUUUAAAAUAUUUGAAUUUUCUAAGCCAACGCAUCACCCAUAUAUCAAAACUAGCCCAAUUCCCAAACUGCCCCCGAACCACCAAUAGGACCUGUAAUAACAGACGAAAUACAAUUAUCACGUGUAGGUUGGGACUUACAACCGAAAAUGCCUUAAAUCUUAACUGAAAAAAGGCAUUAAGGGGGCGAAACAGCGAAACAACCCCCGAACCACCAUACCAAUGUCACAGCCAGCUUCCCCAUGACAAAUAGGACCUGUGACAAUAGACAGAAUGUAAUUCGGGCGCGUAGGUUGGGAAUUAGAGCUGAAAACAUCUUACGGUUAAUCGAAAAGGGGCGUUAACGAGGCGAAAAAGCAAAACAGCCCCCGAACCACCAUACGGAUGUCACAACUAGCUUCGUCACGACAAAUAGGACCUUUGACAAUAGACGGAAUGUACGUGUAGGUUGGGAGAUAGAGUCAAAAACGUCAUAAACUUAACUGAAAAAGGGCGUUAAUGGGGCAAAAAUGUAAAAUAGCCUCUGAACCAUCGUACAGAUGUCACAACCAGCUUCCCCAUGGAAAAUAGGGCCUGUGACAACAGACAGAAUGUAAUUAGCAUGUGGAGUUUGGGAGUUAGAGCUGAAAACACCAUAAACUUAACUGAAAAGGGGCGUUAAGGGGGCGAAAAUGCGAAACAGCCGCCGAACCACAGUAUGGAUGUCACAGCCAGCUUCUCCAUGACAAAUACGACCUGUGACAAUCGACGAAAUGUAAUUAGUACGCAUAGGUUGGGAGUUAGAGCCGAAAAUGCCUUAAACUUAACCGAAAAAGGGCGUUAGGUGGGUGAAAAUGCGAAACGGCCCACGAACCACUCUACGGAUGUCACAACCAACUUCCCCAUAACAAAAAGGACUUGUGUUAUGAUUCUACAUUGUUUGACUCAUGUUUUUCAGGUGGCCUUUGUUUAAUAUAUUUUUUUUCCUAUUUUUGUUUCACUCUGGGACAGUCUCUAAUAUUUUUGUAGUAAAAGACAGCAUGCUGUGCUUGGGUUUUUAACUUAUUUUCCUUACUUCACUACAAGAAGCAAUAGAUUAUUUGAUCCAUGACCUCCACCAUUUCUCGAUUUUUCCACACCUUCUGCAAGUUUUGCCCCUUUGGCUACUUCAACUGUGGUUAUGUAAAAUUUCUUUUAUCUUGAACGGAGGGACCCUCGGGGAGCAAUUUUUGACUGGAGUCUUAGGCAUUGCCAAGAAAUUGAAUUAAGGUGUUGUGUGUCUUUGCACUAUUUGAGAUGACUGCAGUGGUUUUCUCGAACUGUUAAAAUGAUUGAUGUCUAUUUUCACCGCAUACAAGAUUCCAAUGAAUGGUCUCAUCCUCAUGAUAUUUAUUUCUAUAAUCAAUUUGUUGGUUGCAUCAUUGACUACAUAUUCUUAUCAAUACAAUUGACUUCAUAUUAUUUGUCCAUUUUGUGCCAAGUCUGCAAACCACCUUUGCUCUAUGAGACUAUGACAACUUUGGCGAUGGAAAAAACUUUAAAAAAUAAAAAUAAUGAAAGAAAAGGGAAGGGAAGAUAGUAUAACGCAAUAUUGGUUUAGUCCUUUUAGAAAUUCAUGUUGUAUUUUAUCAUUAGUUUUGCCAAAAGGUAUUUUCAUUACUAUGGGCAAUUGCUACAUCAGCAAAAUAUGCUAUAGGAUUAUGUGAGGACAGGUUAUAUCACUGAGCUUUGAUUUGUUGCUUCCUGAUCUUGUUGUAGGUGUUCGCCUUCUGUUUUUGUAAUUAAAAAUUCUUUGUUAAAGGCAUAUGCGCCAUUGUGCUGCUGGUAAAAUGCUUUGUAUCUUGUCAAAUUUUUUGUUUUUCCUUAAUUGUAAAGAAAUGCAUGCCUAUACUGAGUAGUUACAGAUCACAAGGUGCAUGUGUGAGUGACAUGAUAAACAUGCUUGUUUUAGGAACUUAUUAUGCUGCAGUCAUUGAGAAUUGCACUGAUUUUGUUGGUCGUGUUAUGGUUGUGGAUGUUGGUGCUGGCAGUGGUAUUUUGUCAUUAUUUGCCGCUUUGGUUGUCUAAGUUUUAUCUGUGUUUGCGCAUGAAAAUAUAUUGACAUAAUUGAUUUAUCUUUGUCUGUUGGUCUUCUAAUAGUUUUAUCUGUGUUGGUUUUGUCAAAUCUUUGUCUGUUAGUCUUCGAUGAGAACAUUACUGAUCAUUGUUGUUUGUUGACAUUGCAUAUCUUUCAAAUUCUCGUUUAUAUUGCCUUUGGUUACAGUUAGUAAAUUUUGUGCCCCCCUUUUAAAUGUAAGCUGAGAUUCUUGCGAAUGAAGGGAUCAGUGCUGAGGUUAUAAAUCUUCGCUCAAUUAGGCCACUAGAUACGGCCACAAUCAAUGCUUCAGUUCAGAACACAAGUAGACUGGUGACAGUUGAAGAAGGGUGCCCUCAACAUGGUGUUGGUGCUGAAAUCUGAGUGGAAAAGCUUUUACUGCAAAGCGAAUGCAAGUGCUUGAGCUUGUAGGCAAGGAGACCAUGGAUCUUUUGAUUACAAAAACUGGUAUUGAAGUUCAUAAGAAGGGAGCGCAAGCACAAGAUGAUGAGGAUCAAUUGUUUGAAGAAGUGACAUUUGAUAGAUGCUUCUACAUAUACGAAGGAAUUGGAGUCUUUGUCCAACCACUAUGCUUUGUUAUUUAACCAAAGAAAAGCGAAGCAAUUAUCUGAAUAGAAGUCUUUUUAUGACAGAAAGCUAAAACAGGUGCAACUAAUUUUCAGUUCAAGUUCUAAAAUUGAUGGAAGUGCCACAGCAUCAGAAAAUGGAAAGAAAAUAGAGACUGGAGCUGACGGGAGUGCUGAUGAGAUGAAGAAUCUACACAACUCAAGUGUCAAAAAGAUCCAAGCCAGAUCUAUUCCGCCACUUUUGGAAGGCAAAUAUAUUCUUGGAGCUGCAAGGACAGGUUCUGGAAAGACCCUUGCUUUUCUGAUACCUGCUGUGGAGAAGUUACAUCAAAUCCGAACAAAGGUAAUUGUCAUCUGCCCAACUAGGGAACUUGCCAUACAGAUAAUUGAGUUACAGCUUCCUUCAUUUUUCAACAACUUUGAUCCUCGUGUUGCUGCUGCUAAUUUCCCUUCAGGUGUGCAAGCAUAUUUGGCUGGGCUGACAUUUGCAUUAGCCGCUUCACCUUGCAGCACUCCUGUGCUGGCAACCCUGCUUGGAUACGUAGCUGCAUCCAAGGAUCUAGUAAUAGGGGGCAGCUUACUGUUGACAUACACAACUGGCUAUGUUGCUCCUCUACUUCUAGCUGUUUCUUUUGCAGCAGCAUUGCAGAGCCUACUUUCAUUCCGCAAAUUCUCAGCAUGGAUCAACCCAAUGAGUGGUGCUCUCCUCUUAGGCGGUGGUAUUUAUACUCUGUUGGACCGACUUUUCCCAGUGACAAUGGCUUGACGACACAAGAAUGGAAAACAUGCAAGUGUCCGUAAUUAUUACUUUGUAUCUGCUUUUCAUUGCUUCGGUAACUUGAUAUUCAUGGGAAAGCAUGCUAAGACAAACGACAAGGGUAGGGGUGAUAGAUAUGCUCAAAUCUUUGUGUAAUUGUUUGGGAUAUAUAAUGCUGCAUAGAAAUGACAUGUACAGAGAUGAAAUAUUUGUUAUUUGUGUACAAUACAAUGUAUAGGUUGAAAAAAUAGUUUAAUUUUUUUCCCCUGAAAAUAUGAAUUUGCAUA
This is a messenger RNA of Camellia sinensis, 4502 nucleotides long. The record is from RefSeq and is a predicted model, not a curated record. Lineage: Eukaryota; Viridiplantae; Streptophyta; Magnoliopsida; Ericales; Theaceae.